AUGAUGAAAGUCAUAGUUUUAUCCGCAACUUAAUUGAGACUCCUCCUUUUAGUCCAGAGAGAAGAUAGAAAAUAGAAAUAGAAUCCAAAAUUUACCUCUACUUCAAAUCUUCACAAUAUCUAGCCACUAGUAUCUUAAAAAUCAACACUAAGUCUUAUGAAUAACAAAUCUACUGCUAAAUUUUAGCAUAUAGCUUCUUAACUUAACCUUCCAACAUAAUAGUCACUGCAAAAUAUAGAUGAAAUCAGAAAAUCAAUUAUCUUAAGAGAAACUAAACAAAAUUCUUGUUUAAAUUAAGCAUGCCUUCAAACUGAAUGCUGUUUGCUUGAAGCUAAUAGAAAAAUAUAAGUACUUCGUUAGCAAAUCGAUGAUAUUUACUUGAUUCUUCUUGACAAAGAAGGCUAAUUAAUGGAAUAGGAACAAAACAAUUAAAUUUUAUAGCUAAAGCUCGACUAGUAUCAAAAUAUUGAAAGGUGUGAUUAAGAGAUGCAAACUACCGAGGACUUCAAGAUUUUAUUUACCCCGCACAAUUAAGAUACAGGAGAUACAAUCUCUAGUGUUCAUCUUGAUGAUACUAUGAAUAGAAAAAGAUCUAAAGUUACUCUGAAGACUUAAAAAUAUCACCAACCAUCUCUAAUGAUAAAUGAUAAGGAAGUAUUAAGUCCUAUGCACUUCAAAAUGAACAAGGCUAGAAAUGGAAAGGUAAUGGAGAGUCAGAUACCUUUAGACAUCAAGUUUUCAUUGGUAUAUGAUGAAAGCAUACAAGAUAUUGAAUAAUUCGAUGAUGAAAAUGAUGUCCAAAGCAUGCCGCACACUAAUGAAAACAGCUAAUAGUUUAGCUAUCCAUAAACUAAUGAAUAAUCUGCUGAACUAUUUUAGUAUUCUCGUUAAGAUGAUGAAAAUACUAAUGCUGGUGGUGUGUAAAUGAGGCCUAUUAAUACAACUAUCGAACUCAACCCUUAAAAUAUUAAGAUGAAAUAUUAAGAUCGAAACAAUUAGUCCUCAUUAGAAAGACACUAGCAGCUAGUAAAGUAGUAACUUACAGGCAUCGACCAUAAUUAGAAAGUCAAUUUCAGAGUGAUGCAAUCAUAAGCAGAUCUUCACUAAAUUAAUCAUUUUCAAUCUUAAUAAAAGAUAUAGCCUUGUAAAACAGUAAAGGAGUUACUUGGUAAAACUUAAUCACUUAAGGGAGUAAAUAGCAAUCUGAUAACUAGCCCUAAAAACUUGCCAAUAGCUGGUACGUAAAAGCUACCAUUAGCUUUCAGUUCUCCAUCAUCCUAAUAAAGUAGCUAAUAGACUCUGGACAGACAAUAUUCUUCAGCGACUUUUAGCUAGAAUUAUUAAUCCACUCGAGACUUGAGCAAGACUAGCAGUGUCUCUUCUCUAUUCUAAAAUGGCGGCUUACUUCAAUAAAAAAUUUACGAACUGGAGGUAAUCAAAUAUUAAAGCUUAUUAUUUUUAUAGAACUUUAAUAAAGAACUUUCGUUUUAUUUGCAAAAUGGAGGAAGCAUUAGUAAAGAUCAAUGCCAAGUAAUGCUCAAUAAAAAUCGUGAGUGCAGGAUAAUGAUAAAGAGCCAGGCUUCUUAGAAUGAUAAUAUGGAGGUCAUCAAUUCUUUAAUACAGAAAAAUGAAGACUUGCUGUUUGAGUUCAAGAGAAUAUUUGUGUAUUAGCAGUGA
Messenger RNA from Stylonychia lemnae, 1677 nucleotides. Lineage: Eukaryota; Ciliophora; Spirotrichea; Sporadotrichida; Oxytrichidae. The record is from the annotation of a GenBank genome assembly.